Molecule: messenger RNA, 1053 nt
Organism: Didymodactylos carnosus
Lineage: Eukaryota; Metazoa; Rotifera; Eurotatoria; Philodinida; Philodinidae
Source: the annotation of a GenBank genome assembly
AUGAAUAUAUGGAUAUGCAUACUGUCACUCAGUUACAUACAGUUUGUUGAUGCAAAAGCCCACUGCCAACAACAAUAUGUAAGUGUAUCGUUACCAACAUCAGAGUUGACGAAGCUAUAUGAAAUUGCUACAUGGUUCUGUUAUAAAGAAGGAACAACUAAUUUCAAUAAUAAAAUUGUUCAUUUAACUAUUCAUGGCCUGACAUAUGAUCAUACAUAUUGGAAUUUUCCCUGUGAAUCGUCAACUUAUUCGUACACUGACUAUGUUAUUAAUAAGAGCAAUGGUAAUAUUGUUGUACUGAAUUUUGAUCGUAUUGGUAUUGGCCGUAGUUCUCAUCCUCCAGCAUACGAUGUCACUAUUGAUUUGAAUGCCGAUGUCGUUUAUCAGUUGACAGAGAAACUACAUAAUGGUCAAUUUCAAGAUACAAAAUUCGAUAACAUUAUACUUGUUGGUCAUUCUCUAGGCACAUUAAUUUCAUGGACAACAGCUUCAUCAGAUUCUGGAUAUAAUCGAUUUGUCAAUGGUUUAAUAUCGACGGGCUGGUUACAUAAAAAUAAUCCUAUUGGAGGAAUGGGUAUUAUUUCAUCAAUGUAUCCCGUACAAUUAGAUCCAAAGCUUAGGCAACAAAAUUUACCACUAGGUUACUUAACAACAAAUCCUAGUUGGCCACGGCAGACUUUAUUUUAUAAUAUGAACGAUGCUGACAUCGGAAUUGUUCAACAAGACGAACAAUUAAAAGAAACAGGAACAUUGGGUGAAUUACGUACGUGUGAAGCCGCCAAUAAUCCAUUAGUUACAUUGAAGAUACCCAAAGCUAUUCCAAUUCUUCUUGUUAUUGGACAAAAUGAUCAAUGUUUCUGUAAUGUUACUUUAGCGUGCGAUAAUUCAUUGAUAAUUCAAGAACGCGAGCAACAGAAUUUUAUAUCAUCGACAGAAACGUAUGUUUUACAGCAAGCAGGUCAUAGCAUUAAUUUACAUUUAAAUUCACAUGAUUGGUAUCAAAUAGCGUCAGAUUGGACACAAAAAUAUUUUCGUAUUAAACAAGAGCUGUGA